Molecule: messenger RNA, 444 nt
Organism: Rotaria sp. Silwood1
Lineage: Eukaryota; Metazoa; Rotifera; Eurotatoria; Philodinida; Philodinidae
Source: the annotation of a GenBank genome assembly
AUGAUUCAUUUACGUAGUUUAGAACUUCAUUAUCACUUCAAUUAUAAUGUUGAUGAUGAUUGGAACAAUCAAAAUUUAAUGAAACUUUUCAAUGAUACUUCUUUGUGCAAUAUACUCAUGUCAAAUGGAUUACAAAAACUACAUCUUUAUACGAAUUGGGAAUAUCCAGAUACUAUAAUCAUUGCUUCUUUAAUUGUGAAACGAUUACCACAUCUGGAAAUCAUCGAGUUAAAUUGUCAUAAUAGUAGUCAAGUUCCUGAAACAUUACAUAUAUUAAUGAACGGUCUUCCGAAAUUGAAUUUUAUCAUUUUUCAUGCUUUUUUGACUGGUGAAAAGCAACAGGAGUUAAAAAUGCAAGAUCUUCAGAAGCAUUGUACGCGUACUUAUAGAAUUGAAGAUCUUGAACCACUUGCCGAUAUGACAAUAAUUCAUAUAUGGCUUUAA